AAAAAAAAUCAAAGGAAACAAAUUCCCACGAUAUCACGUGACGUCAUGCCUUCGUAAGCGUAUCCAUCGUCGUUUCCCCUCUCGGUUAAAUUAACGGCCACAGCCGACGUAACUCAGUCCAGUCGGGUAAAGUCACCGCCAAUUCAGACUCCGGCUCGGCGGCCGCGGCCAAACUCCAACGGUAACUAUGAGUACGGUGCAGAUCUCAAAUUCAGGUUCGAACCCGAACCCGAAUAUCAAAACGGAUCCCAAAUCACUCUCGUUCGAUGAGGUUUCAAAGCUCUUCUCUCUGCCCCUCUCCGAUGCUGCUGAUACAUUAGGUGUUUGUACUAGUGUGCUCAAGAAAAUAUGCUAUGAGAAUGGUCUCGUGAGGUGGCCAUAUCGGAAGUUUCUUUCUGGAAAGAGUAUUGAGGAAAUAAAAAAGGAUGCUGCGAAGGAAAAACAGGAACAGCAUGCUGAAUUGCCAAAACCUGCUGGAGAAAAGCCUAACCUUUCAGCAAAUUCUACUCCGUCCACAUCCAAAGGCUCCCCAUUGCAAAACAAAGGCAGUAGUGCUGCACAGGAAAUGCCAAAAUCUGCAGCUGCUUCCCAGCAACAAGGAAGCAAGACUGCUCAAACUUUGAGUUCCCAGCAUUUGCUAAGCGUUAACUUGCCAAAAGCUACUACAGCUGGUUCUGAUGAAUUUAAAUAUGGGUUUCCAUCAGAUGGCUUGUCAGCAAUCUCUUAUAAAUGGUGGGGAAGCAGAAGUACUGAUGGUAAUGAGGAUACCAAAAAAGAAGGCAAUGCUGAAGAAAGCAAGCAGCAAUCAGCAGUGCCCAUGGAGGAAUCUGCAGUUAAGACAGGUAAAAGCAAUGUAGAUUCCUUCAGAGCCGAUUCACUCUCUGAUUUGCGAGAACAAGCUGCCAAAGAAGGGAAAGAAGCCCUGAGGCUCGGAGUCUAUCGGGAACACAGUCUAUUCAAGCUUGAUUUGACAAAGAGAAAGGUGCUUCUUCAAGUAUUUAAAUCAUCAUAUCCACCACAGUGGGAACAGGAGUAACUUCAAAUACCUUUGUGCUAACAGUCAUGUAGUAUGGACCUGAACCUCUGCUCAUUUCUUCUUCAUAUGAUACAAAAUGAAGGCAUUUGUUGUUCUCCUACAUUGUCUUGUCUACAAUGCAGAGUUACAACUACUAUUGCCACAUCCACGCUUCUAAAGUUGUACUUUUGUUCUUCGGCCAGCAAUUGAACAUGAAUACUUCCUUCUUUAAGGAUGCCUUAGAUUCAGGAUGCCUCAGAAUUAUCUUCUUUCUUGGUCAGGAAGGGUGAAUUUAAUAUUGUUUUUGUAUUGCUUAGUAGGGCUCUGGUGACUGUAAAUAGUGGAAAAUAGGCUUCAUUAGACAUUCUUCUUGCAAAUUUUUUGUUGUGUACUAAUCAGAGGUAUUUUGGAUUUCUAGUGAGA
Molecule: messenger RNA, 1438 nt
Organism: Ipomoea nil (Japanese morning glory)
Lineage: Eukaryota; Viridiplantae; Streptophyta; Magnoliopsida; Solanales; Convolvulaceae
Product: protein RKD2
Exons: 4
Coding region: 188-1036 (282 amino acids)
Molecular function (GO): DNA-binding transcription factor activity
Source: RefSeq, a predicted model, not a curated record